Messenger RNA from Schistosoma margrebowiei, 5717 nucleotides. The record is from the annotation of a GenBank genome assembly. NCBI's taxonomy places the organism in Eukaryota, Metazoa, Platyhelminthes, Trematoda, Strigeidida, Schistosomatidae.
AUUGGACCAAUCGCAAUAUAGUCUUUGUGGUCAAUUUCGUUUCUCAGUUUAUUUCCGAAGGUCGUGUGCUUUUUUUCCAAAUCUACGUUAUGGAUACAAACUCCUUACCGUCAGACAUCAGACCGACCGGUGCAGUUGUUUCUACAACUGAAUUUGCCGAUGGAGGUCAGGUGAUAAAAAAUAUUAAUUUUGGAGAUACAGUCGUUUCCAUAUGUUCUAUAAAGACUGAAAACGAAAACUCUCCACUCUGUAAAGACAAUGUCUGUUUUGCCGAUACAAGUCCUAAGUCAGUACUAAAUGCUCCAACUCUAUCUACAUGUUGUGAUGACAACAACAACGGUUCUUUGUGUCUAAUACAAUCGGCAUCUAGAUUAGAUUUAACUCCACAUACAGAUCAGUCACCCUCUCACUGGCGAAGACUAAAAAAGCGUACUUCGGACAUACUUGUAAUGCAAAAUAAGAAUCCAACAACUUCAAGCAUUCUCGAAUCUCAGAUCUCUUCUUUCUCUAUAGCUACGUGUAAUUCUGGAACUAGUUCAUUUUUUCCAACUAUUACAAAUACUGUCAGCGCUUGCGGCAAUAGUGGUUCUAACAAUGUAGAGAUGUCAAAUUCUGAUAUGGAGUUGAACAAAAAUUGUUUGUACCAAAGUUCUCCAUCUUCAACUUCCGCUAUUAUCCCGUUGGCUAAUGCAUCUCUUUUGUUAGAUCCCGGAAAAUUCUAUCCACCCAAUUCUAAGUGGAUUUCACCCGGUGCAAGUGGGUCUUCGAUUGCAGCCGCAUUGACAGCUGUAAAUAUACAACAAAGAUUUAAGAAAGGAGAUGUAGUCAAAACACCUAAUGGUGUAAGGAAAAAAUUCAAUGGAAAACAAUGGCGCCGUUUAUGUAGUCGCGAGGGUUGUACCAAAGAAUCUCAACGACGUGGAUUUUGUUCACGUCAUCUUUCAAUGAAAGGGAAGGAAAUGCGUGUAAUGGGAUAUGCCGCUGCUGUAGCGGCUUUGAAUUCUUCCGAAUCGAAAUACAGUACAUCAGGUAUCCCUAGAGAACAUGGAUCAAACCGUAAUAAGAUGAAUUCAUUCACAUCUACCGGAUUAUUAUCUUCAUCGACACCAUCACUACUUCUCACUCCUUCCAUUUUCGCGCCCUACAAACUAACUCCUUUUCUGUCAACAAGUAAGUCAGCGUCUGUAACAACUGAGAUGGGUUCCUCUACGAGUGCAACACAAACGUUCAUAUCUUCUACAACUACGGCACUGCUGACGACGACAACGACGACCAUUUCACAACAAUCAGUGUUCUCGCUUCCACUGACUUCAAUUCAUUUUAAUGAUCGCUAUGAUUCAAGCAUUAUACCUGCCACUGUUGGUGCACAAGUUACUUCAAUGCCUAUUCCGAAUCCUUCAUUCGCACCGUUACUAUUUAAUACUUCCGUUGGACAAAUGUCUCCAAUUUCUACUCCUCUUGCUUUACUUCCUAUUCUCACGGAUAGUAUUUCUGUAGGGGAACCCUCUUUAAGAAAACAAGAUGCACCAAGAUUUAAUUCAAAUAAUUCAUCGAACUUUUGGGAUAAUCCAACUACAACUGAAAACGAAAAUAGUAAUUUUAACAAAGGUCACAGUAGUGGUAAUCAGUAUUGUGAUAAUAGUCACAAAAGUCCUGGUCAUCGUGAAUCAGACGGUGACCAAUGUUCAACACCGUUAUUAAGUCAAGUCUGCAAUCUUGUAGAUAAUGAAAAGUCUGAUCAAUCUGCUGAAACAGAUUGUGUCGAAAAUUCCGAGGAGACCUGUAAGCAAUUGUCACGUGAGACGUCCAGUUCAGUAUUGACUCAAAAUUGUAGCGGCAACGUUACUGAUGAUGAUGGCGGCGGCGAUCAUCACAAUCAUGAUUAUGAUAAUAAUGAUAAUCAACUUAAUAUUACUACUCCUGUAAUUAAUUUAAACAUUUCUAAAACUGAUAAUACUCAAGUAUUCAAUGAAUGUUCAAUAAAUAAAAAAUUAAAACUGUCUACAAUAUUAAAUAAAACUAAUCAAGAUAAAAAACAUGUACGUCGUCCAAUGAAUGCUUUUAUUAUAUUUUCUAUGAGACAUCGUAGUGAAGUACAUCGUCUUUAUCCAAAUAAAGAUAAUCGUGUUGCAAGUCAAAUUUUAGGUGAUUGGUGGUAUCAUUUAGAUGCAUCAGAAAAAGCACCUUAUCAACAAUUAGCUCGUGAACUAAAAGCUGCGCAUUUUCAAUUAUUUCCCAAUUGGAAAUGGUCUUCUAAACAAAGACUUAGAUCAGAAAGUGGAAACAUUAAGAAACGAUUCCUAAGUGAUUGUAAUUCGCAUCCAAAAACGCAUACAUCACUGACUGAUUCUAGCAAUUUAUUGGUGAAUAAGUCUUUAUCAGAUGAAAAUAAACUAAUUACACAUUCAUUUACCAGUAACCAGAUCAAUGAAUCUGACAGUAUUUUAACGAAUUCAGCUUUAAACGAGUUAUCAUUGAAUAAUGAAUCACCUAUAGCUUUAUCACAAUCGAAUCUCAUAGCUGAAAAUAUCAGUCAACAUAAAUGUUAUGAUAAUCAUAGUUCCAUUGAAGUAAAAUCCUCUGUUAUUGAGAAUGAUCUGUAUGGAUUAAAUGGUUUAGACUUAUUAUUACACGCCGUUCAAUAUUUGGAUAAAGAAAAUAACUUAUUUAAUGAUGAUUUAAUACAACCUCCACCACUUGUUAUUGAGGAUCUUGAUACUGAUGCUAAAAACGUUCAAGUCAACAUUGAUAAUUCCAAUACAUCCUGUAGUGAUAAUUCUGAAACUAUUAUUAAUUCCAACGAGGAAUUAACAGAGCACAAUUUUAAAGAUACGACAGUAACUCCUGAUCAAGAGUCAACCUCACUGAGUGGUUCAAUAAAAAAUAUUUUAAUAGAUUCUAGCGUAACUACUUCUACAUGUAAUUCAACUAGUCAAUCAGUUCUCGAACACUCAUCAAAUUCUGGUACUUUCGAAAACUCUAAUAAUUGUCUACAAAACCAAUCAUUAAGCGAUAACAACAAAUCCAAUUCAAUUACAGACCUAUCUCAUCCUACAUUUAUACUACCACAAGUUGCGGUUUGUCCCACUACAUUACUAAUUGAAGUGGCAGAAAAUCCUCUCCUGUGUCCACUAUCAAUUAAUAUUAAACCAACGUUAUUGUCGUCACCAUUAUCAUCAUCGUCAUCUUUGUCGUCCAGUUGUUCAUCUACAGAAUUGAACAACUCUUUACUUGAAAUCAAUCAACAAUCUAUAACAACUACUUGUGAAACAUCAAAAUCUAAUCAAAUCAAUGAAAUUUCUUUAGAAAAUAAUAUUGAUACUCACAUACCUAAUCAACAGAAUUCUACAAUUCCGAUAAAUAACUCAUGCCAUCAACCUGUUUCUUCUAAAGAAGAGAAUUGUGUAAUCUAUGAUUGUGAGAAUAAAUUUCAAUCAUCUACCAAUGAAAAUUCUCAAAAUCAACAAACUGUUUCUUCUAAAUCAAAACCUCCUCCAUUGAAAUUACAAAAUGAUGUAUUUAAUUCCAGCAUUAUAAACAAAAAUAUUGAACAAUCUGAUAGAUCGGUUGAAAAAAGUACACCUCGUGCUCCAUUCUCAGCUGAUGCAGCUAAUCGAUGUUUUAAACGGAAAUUUGAUGAAACUACAGAGAAUAUUUUAGCUCAAAUCAACUUUCGUCGUCGAUUUUCUUAUCUACCGAAAUUUAACCCUAAUACUGUCUCAUCUACACAAAGUUUAUCAUCACCAACAUCUAUUGAUCAAUUGUCCAUACGUUCUGCAGGGCCUUGUUUUUACUCAGAAACUAGUCAGACUGGUUCAGUUACUCCAACACUUAAUAUAGACACUAGUCAACAAUUAUGUACGCUUACUUCUCCAAGUUCUCAUCUUAGUGAUUCGGAAAAUAUUCAUCAAAAUGUAUCACCCAAAAAACUUAAUAUGGAUAAAUCAAAUCAAUGUUUAGAAGAUAAUGUAUUUUUUGGUGCAAACUUUCCAAAUAUCAAAGAAUUUAAGUGGACUACUGAUUCAUUGAAUUCACCUUUACGUAGUUCUUCAUAUGGUCGUUUAUCUAAAAAUCAUCCAAUUGCUCCAAAAAUUAUUCAUCCUCAAACAAAUGAAAAUUCAUCAUUGAUAACUCUUUCUCAUUUGUCUGAAGCAAAUGGAAUUAAGUCAAGAUCUGUUUUACAUAUACGUCGUAAAUUAGUUUUACAAUUGUUUCAAGAAUAUGGUUUGUUUCCAUCAAGUAUGUGAAUUGUAUUUAUGUAACAAGUAUAGUGCAUAUGUAAUCAUAACCAUAUAUAUUUAUAAGCAGAGAUGAAUGAUGGCUAGCAGUGGAAUCCAGAACGCGCGUUUCGUCCUAUUUGAGACUCAUCAGUUAGAUGUAUCUGCAUCCUAGAGUUGGUGUUCACUCAUACAUAUUUAUUGUACAACAUAAAUUCUUAAGAGAAAGAAAAGUGAUAAUCUAAUGAAAAUGAUUAUUUUCCUAUAAUUGUAAAAGUGCUUGUACGUUUGUUGCGCGGGUUUCGCUCUGUAAUGAACUUUUUUCUUAGACGAUGGUCAGUUUUGACGACUGCGGUUUCUGUGUUGAAGUUGAAUUUCAUCACGAAUUGAUGUCAGCUAGAAACCACCUAUAAACAGUUAGUUGUUGAGUCUAACAGGUUUUCACAUUCUGUAGGUAUGACAUAAAAUUCAAUGGUACUACAUCAGAAACAUGUAACACUUAUUCUUGUUUAAAUAAUCGUCAACUUUAAAUCCCGAACGUUCGGAAACAUAUUUCUUCAUGUGUGUUCAUAUGUUAUUGUUUUCUAACUUAACUUUUCAUUUCUUUUUUUCUUGUUUUUAUUUAACUUUUACAUCCAGUUCCUGUGAUUACUCAUUUUCAACAAUGUUAUGCUUGUUACUUCCCUAGUCGUCAAGCUUUACAAUUGAAAAUACGUGAAAUUCGUCGACGAAUUAUGCAAACCGAUUCUCAUCUAUUUCAAAAAACUAUCAUCAAAGAUAAUUAUGAUUAUUUAAAUAAUAAAAAGAAUAUUGAUAAUGAUGAUGUGAUUGAAUUAACAAAAAUAAAAUGUUCAUUAAGAACUAUUUCAAAACAUUCUAUGCCUAUUGUUAAAUCAACUAAUACCUUAUAUGAAUAUACAAAUAGAUGUUAUAAUGAUAAUAACAAUACUAAUACUAAUUCAUCUUUAUCAAAUCCAUUAACAGUUUAAUACUCUUUAUUUUCUUUACAUUGGAAUCUAUCAUUAUUAUUAUUAUUUGACUUAUGUUAUCAUCUUUUUUCAUUGAUUAAAUCUUUCAUCAAUUUCAUACAUAUUUCAAUAGGGUUAAUUUUUAAUCAUUAAUUUAUUGACUAAUAUUGUUCCAGUGAAUUUUAACUUGUCAUUUUAUGUUUUUAUUUUAUUUAUUUGUUUAUAUGUUCUAAUAUUUAUUUACUCAUUUUCAUAGUAUCUAUCCAUAUAUAUAUACUAGUUUCAUAUUAUGCUUUAAAUAAACACUCUAGUUAACAUACACACAUCAUGAUCUUAUUACACUUUCUCUUUUUUGUUCUUGUUGAUCAUCUCUCCUUUUUGUUCUUCUUCGACUUCCAUUUUCUUGUUAUAUGCUGUUCUAUUUUUAAUUAGCUUACAUAUUCAUUCUAUGCUUAUUAUACCAAAGCUCUGCUCAUUCACAUGUGUGCAAUUAAAUUGUCUUUAUAAAAUGCCUUCUUCUUUUCUUUUUAUU